AUGAGUGGUUCGCCGAGCAUGCCGGAUAUCCCCAAUCGCGGCUUCAAUGGAAAGUUGCUUCACAGCAGCCAGCUCAAGGAGAAGAUUGUGUCUGAGAUCAUCGAUACCAAAGCCUCCGUCCUGGUCCUCGGCGCUGGCAAGUCGGGAUGUGAUAUGAUACAAGCUUUCCAAAUCGCAGGUUACGAGAAUGUGAAUUGGCUCUGCCGCGAAACCUACUGGUUCUGGCGGCAUGCUGCAAUGUUCCACGAUAGGUCCAUCCUGGGCAUGCUGAGAGCCGUCUGCUGCCUCUUGUUUGUUUUUUGUGCACUUUUCUCCCCGAGCUUCUGCAUGUUCGGACUCUGGCUGAUCGGGUAUAUCAUUUUGCCUGGAUCUCCCGGGUGGCCGAAGCACUUCAAUGGCGCGAAGUUUCACUUCGGCGUUUUGUGUGAUCGUCAACUUUCCUUCAUCAAGAAGGUACAGCCAGUCAUGGGUGAUCCAGACCAUUUCUGCAAGAACGGAGUGGUCUUGAAGAGUGGUGAGACGGUCGAUUGUGAUGUGAUCGUUUGUGCCACGGGGUAUGAUACCGGCUUUGCCGCCCUCCAGUGCUACAAGGAUGGCAAGGCCAUCAGUGUGAAGGAUUGCCCAUUGUACGAACAUGCGAUCGUGCCAUGCUUCCCAUGCCUGAUCAGCGCGACCACGGCAUUCUACCACUUACGGCCCAAUCCGGGGGGUCACCUUGGCGGAAUACGUUGUGUAUUGUCUGAAGAGGGGACCGCUCAGAGAAGAGAUAAUGCAACAAGCGGCAAGCGCCAACCUCUGCAAGCAAACAUCCACGACAUGCAUUAUUUUUACCAGUGCGACAAUCUUGGUCCGGCAGUGGCUCCUCCUUUUCAUCGACUUGUGGCGAGCCGGUGUGAUAUCAUUGUCCGCCUUCCUUGA
This is a messenger RNA of Symbiodinium sp. CCMP2456, 918 nucleotides long. NCBI's taxonomy places the organism in Eukaryota, Dinophyceae, Suessiales, Symbiodiniaceae. The record is from the annotation of a GenBank genome assembly.